Python bivittatus (Burmese python) is the source of this 2858-nucleotide messenger RNA. The record is from RefSeq and is a predicted model, not a curated record. NCBI's taxonomy places the organism in Eukaryota, Metazoa, Chordata, Lepidosauria, Squamata, Pythonidae.
UGUUACAGGAAUUGCCAAUUCCUACAUUUUCAGCAGGCUUAUUAAGAAAAGCAGCCCUGUGAAUCUGAUGUGUGGGAGGUACUCGCUUCUCCUUUGUGGUCCUUAUCCACUACAACCAGUUAAUGAUUUACCAUUCCAUCACCCUCGUGCCAAGGUUUUUCCUGCUCCCACAUGUCAUGCCUGGCUCAGCAUUGUCCAUCUGUCACUUCUUGAAAAGCAGCUCCAGUGAGUGACGGUCCCUGGAUGGCUUCUCUGCAUUGUCUGCUGCAGCGGAUGGAACAAUAGGUUCUGCUUUCAGGGCACCCAUUCUUGGCUCAUUACAGAGGGGGAUGGAAAAUUCCUCCGUGGCUUCUGCCUCCUCUGAGGCAGGAAGCAAUCGUUCGCAGGAAAUCGAGGAGUUGGAAAGGUUCAUUGACAGCUACGUUUUGGAAUAUCAAGUCCAAGGCUUGUUGACCGAAAAAAACGAAGGGGAUGAAGAGAAUGAGAAAACGCAGUCCAAUAUCUCCCAGUGGACAGUUGACUGUAAUGAACAAAUAGAGGGCAGUGUGUCCAGCUACAGAGGCAAGGGGUCAGCACCUCAUAAUCAAAACCAGAAUGGCAACAAAGACAACUCCCAGGACAUGUUGGGGACAGAUAUUUGGGCAGCCAAUACUCUUGAAUCUUUCAGCGGGGCCACCUGGGAUUUGCAACCAGAAAAACUUGACUUCACACAGUUCCACAGAAAGCUUCGCAACACCCCCAAGCACCCUCUUCCACAAAUAGACAGAGAAGGAAUUGGCAAAGGAAGAUGUGAAGACGGAGAUGGAAUCAACUUAAAUGACAUUGGAAAAGUUCUCCCGGCCUGGCAAGGUUGUCACCCAUCGCCACACGAAGCAGAAAUUGCACACACCAAAAAACUAUUCAGGAGGAGGAGGAACGACCGGAGGAAGCAAAGGGCUCCCGGGGGGAACAAGCCACAGCAACACCCAGAGCAUCAGCAAGGCACCACUAAGCACAACAAAGAACAUCAGAAACCCUCACAAGGAGGCCAACCGCCACACUCCUCAGGGCGAUGUGGCCACCAUGGCUACAGCCAGAACCGGCGGUGGCACCACAACCAGAAACACUCUCCCAACGACAAAGAGACGCACCGAAACGCCAAAGAGACCGAGAAUCUGAAAAUAGAAGAUACCUCUGUCUGCACGGUGCACAUCCCUCUGGAGAUGCACCGCAGCAACGAUGCCACCGAGAGGCCAUCGCAGCAGUACGCCCAGGACCCUGAAAGCAAGCGGAAAGACAGCGUCCAUGAGCGGAGAAACGAGCGGCCCAAAAUUAACUUGCUGCAGUCUUCCAAGGACAGGCUACGCAGGAGGCUAAAAGAGAAGAUGCCUUGUCUUUCCCUUUUCACGGAUCAGGACGAAGUGGUGGUCGAGUCCACCGACCCCCAAAGGAACAAAAUGGACAAAUUAAUUGAAAUCCUCAACAGCAUGAGGAAUAACAAUAGCAGCGGGGUGGACUCCAAGCUCACCAACUUUAUGGAGGAGGCCCAGAAUUCCACCAACUCUGAGGAGAUGCUGGGGGAGAUUGUUAAGACCAUUUACCAGAAGGCCGUGACUGACCGUAGCUUUGCGUCCACGGCGGCCAAGCUCUGUGACAAGAUGGCCCUCUUCAUGGUGGAAGGCACCAAGUUCCGGAGUCUCCUUCUCAACAUGCUCCAGAAAGACUUCACGAUGCGAGAAGAGCUGCAGCAGAGCGACGUGGAACGCUGGCUUGGCUUCAUCACCUUCCUCUGCGAAGUCUUUGGCACCAUGCGAAGCAGCACCGGGGAGCCUUUCCGCGUGCUUGUCUGCCCCAUUUACACCUGCCUCAGGGAGUUGUUGCAAUCUCAGGACAUAAAAGAAGAUGCUGUCCUUUGCUGUUCAAUGGAGCUGCAAAGUGCUGGCCGGCUGCUGGAAGAACAGCUGCCCGAGCUGAUGACGGAGCUGCUGGCGACCGCACGCGACAAGAUGCUGUGCCCUUCGGAGUCCAUGCUGACCCGGUCCCUCCUCCUCGAGGUGAUUGAACUGCACGCCAACAGUUGGAACCCCCUCACCCCCACCAUCACGCAGUAUUAUAACAAGACAAUCCAGAAACUGACAGCUUGAAAGGAAGGCGGGAGGCGGGGAUGGCCCAAGGCCCGGAGGAAGACACGCACUUUAAAGAAACAAACAAAAACACAUUCAGAAUACUAUAAAAGGAUGGAGGAAAGAAUGGAGCUACAGUGACUGGAGAAGGGACGGAGUGACCUGCAGUGGUCAGGUUCCUAAAAAGACAAACCGCAGCAUGUUUAAGAAUAUGUUCAUCGGGGCGAAGCAUGUCUUUAUUCAGCCGUGUCCUCAAGUGCCGUCGCCACCCCCUUUCUCCCCCCACCCCACCCCGCUGUGGUUUUGUUUUAAGUUCCCUUUUAGGCAACCUGUUGCCCAUGCCACUCUGCGUCCUGCCAGGCUAUUGUCGGGGCUCAGAAGAACACGGCAGGUUGAAUAGCAAGUCAGAGGGCAGGAGUGGAUGGUCUCCGCGGCAUGAUCCCAGCUUGCAUUGGCCAACUGGCGGGAGGCAGCCCACAGCAGAUGUCUUCGAGGGAGGGGGGACAAAGGCAGAUGUGUUCCACCCCAGAUGCUGGUAACGGACAGCUUUGGUCAAGCCAAAAGGACCUCCUCCCCUUCCCCCCCUUUCUUCCUGUCCUCUUGUCUUCAAAGUUUGGUUCCUUAGCUGUCUCCUUUGCUCCAUAUCCUGAAACCUCAUUCCAGAUUAGACAUUGAGAAGGGAUAAAUUUUUCUUUUUCUCCCUUUUUCGGGGGGAGGGGCAUUUGCAUUUGCACUGUGUAUUAUUUUUACUUUGUG